CGUUCUACUAUGUACUCCUGGACAGUGCAUGAUUACCCUUGCUAGCGACGAAAGGGAAUAAUAGAUAGCGGGGUACGGGGUGUUUGAUUUCUGUAUUCAGAAAUCCAAACUAGGAUAUUACUCCGUAUAAUCUGCCUAUCCUAGAGGUUUGGCGGGCUGCUAGCUUGCGAGUCGCCGGCUGCGGCGCGUGGGCUGAGAUGAUUUCGACUGUUCCCUCUCUUAGGCAGUGAGGGAUAUAAAACGAAGGGUCCGGAUAAUAGAGAGUAAACAAAAAUCAGCAACAAUCAUGGCCUCAACAACUCCCAUCCCUCUCCCAAGUAUUCCCGACAUUCAUCUCGUAUUUCCCGAGUCGGAACUUGCGGUCAAGGCAUUUGCCUAUGCGAAGCAACAUUGCACCGAAGCUGUCUACAACCAUGCUGUUCGCUCUGCCUACUGGGCCCUGAUAAUCGCCAACAAAGUGAGCAAAUUCAAGAAUGUCAAUUUCGACUUUGUAGUUGUCUGCUGCAUUCUCCACGACAUGGGUUGGUCCACCACAGCGGAAUUAUUGUCCGAGGACAAGCGUUUCGAGGUUGACGGGGCGAAUAUCGCGCGAGACUUUAUAUCGACAAAUGCCCAGUGGAGUGCAUCGGAUAUCCAACAUGCAUGGAAUGCCAUUGCGCUACAUGCUACGCCCUCGAUUGCUAAAUACGCGGCGCCGGACAUUGCACUUAUCCAUGAAGGUAUCGCCGCUGACUUUUUUGGGCCCACUUAUGCCAUGAUCCCGGGGGAACCAGGAAUCAUCACUCUCGAUGAGUAUUAUGCGGUGAUGAAACUCUUUCCCCGGGCGGGAUUUAACCGUGAGGGCUUCAAGAACAUUGGAUGCUGGCUUUGUCGGACAAAGCCACGCACAACAUAUGACAACUGGGUCGGUCAAAUGGGGCUGAACUGCGGCAUAGAUGGGAACGGCGAAGGAAGAGAAGAGUAUGAGAGGCAAUGGAAAGAAAACCAAGCUGUGCCGAUGUUGUUUUCGGCUUUGGAUUGUCUCGAGGCCUAUGACCAAAACAAACCCUUCUAGUGCGUAACUUGUAAUGACUGCUGGUGCAGUAAAGCUUACUCCACACCCAGCCAAAGAACCAACAUCUGGACUAUUGACGAGUUAAAAAAAAAAAGAGAGAGAAAAUCUGAAAGUAGGGUUUGACUUAGGAGG
This is a messenger RNA of Aspergillus ochraceoroseus IBT 24754, 1186 nucleotides long. RefSeq lists its product as uncharacterized. The record is from RefSeq and is a predicted model, not a curated record. The coding region runs from base 287 to 1054 and encodes 255 amino acids. The transcript has a single exon. Lineage: Eukaryota; Fungi; Ascomycota; Eurotiomycetes; Eurotiales; Aspergillaceae.